AAGCGCGUAUCAGAGUUUGACUUCGAUUUUUUCUUGUUCCGACGCGCUGACGCUGCUCUCUCUGUCGUUUACUUUGUCGUUCCCUUCAACCCGUUGUUUGUUCUGCUAGACGAGUGCGACCAGCGAGUGUUAAAGGAGAGAGGACGACGAACAGGAUUUAAUAUUAUCAAUUUGGCCCCGUUUUUUUUCUCAGCGGCCGCCGUGCGUUUUUUUUAAUUUUCUCUAUAAACAACAAGAUCGUGUUCAAGUAAUAUUUUACGCAUUGCUCAAGAUGAAUAUUUGUUGAAACGAGUCGCACCAGCCAGCAGUUCUCUGUCGUUUUGCUUGUCCGUGUUUAAUUGCAAGCAGCUGUCGAAAAUAUGGGUCGUAAAAAGAAGAAGCAGUCCAAGCCGUGGUGCUGGUAUUGCAAUCGUGAAUUUGACGAUGAAAAAAUUUUAAUUCAACAUCAAAAAGCAAAACAUUUCAAGUGUCAUAUAUGUCAUAAAAAACUAUAUACUGGUCCAGGUUUAUCUAUUCAUUGUAUGCAGGUGCACAAAGAAACAAUUGAUAAGGUGCCUAAUGCACUUUCUCAUCGUUCAAAUAUUGAAAUAGAAAUUUAUGGAAUGGAAGGAAUUCCAGAAGAAGAUAUGAAAGAACAUGAACGACAAAAAUCUGGUAGCAAAGGUACUCGAUCAGAUAGUGAUGAUGAAGCUGGCCCACCUACAAAGAAAAAGCCUGAAUAUUCAAAUCCAGCAGGACCUUCUAUGAUGCCCCAGUAUAAUCCUAUGAUGAAUCAUAUGCAAUCUAUGGGGCCUCCUUACAUGGGACCUGGAAUGCCAAUGAUGGGUCCUUCAGUUUCUGCUGGUCCAAUGCCACCGGGUCAACCAGUAGGAAUGACUAAUAAACCAUUAUUUCCUAGUGCAGCUGCCAUUGCUAACAAUUCUGAUACACGUUCUAAUAGUUCUAUGUUAUCUGCUGGAAGUUCUGUUAGUAGCCUGAAUAAGACUUCAUUUCCCACUUACCCUGGGCAUGAUAAUGAUUCAAAAUCGAAAUCACUUAUAAGUUCUACUGGAACAUCUAGUAAAAUAAUACAUCCAUCAGAAGACAUUUCUUUAGAGGAACAUAAAGCUCGUUUUCCAAAGUACGCAAUUCAUAUGGAUAUUCAAAAUUCGGUGCCAACAAGUAUUGCAGAGCAACAUCAGCUUGGAGCUCCACUUAUGUCACCUCAUGGACAAGCAUCCCCUCAAACUCAGCAAUUGCAACAGCAGCAUCAUAUUCAUCAACAACAACAGCAACAACAACAGCAGCAGCAACAGCAGCAGCAGCAGCAGCAGCAACAGCAACAACAACAACACCAACAACACCAACAAGCAAUUCAAAAUGAGAUGGAACGACAAGUAGCUGCUAUGGCAGCAGUUAUGCAACAACAACAACAGCAACAACAACAACGAUUUGCCAGUCCAGUUAUAUCAAUGCCUAAUAUGAUGCCUCAGCCUCCCACUGUAUUUAUGGCUCAACAAAUGCCAACUCUUCUACGACCUUCAUUGGGUGGCUUACCACCACAUGCUAUGAGCAUGCUCAGGCCUCAAAUGCCUAUUCAUCCAGGUUUAAUGGUUAACCCACCAAUGGUCAAUCCUUAUGCUCCUGGUGGACCAAUGGGCUUCCCUGGUGCUCAGAUGUUAGCUCCUAUGAUGCAUCCUCGCUUCAGAUGAUCAGAAAAAAGGAAAAAUAUUGAAUAAUAACUGAAACGCAGUUUCAGUGAAAAAUCAGUAAGUCCUUUUAUAUUUUAAAUGUCCUUACCCCUCGUUUUCUUUCUUUGGAUUUUUUUUUCUUGAUUUAUUUGUAUAUUCCCAAAAAUAGUUUGUAACUAAAUAUCACACGUACAUUUUUUUGUAGAACGUGUGUGGUAGUAUAUAUUAGUGUGACGUGGAUUUCGUACAAACUUUACGCUCGGCAUAAAAUGCACAGCAAAUUUGUUUAUAUACAUAAAAAAAAAAAAAAAAUAUUGUUGAAUGUGUUUAAAUUAUU
Molecule: messenger RNA, 2007 nt
Organism: Sipha flava (yellow sugarcane aphid)
Lineage: Eukaryota; Metazoa; Arthropoda; Insecta; Hemiptera; Aphididae
Gene: BuGZ
Product: BUB3-interacting and GLEBS motif-containing protein ZNF207
Exons: 12
Coding region: 360-1691 (443 amino acids)
Cellular component (GO): nucleus
Molecular function (GO): DNA binding
Source: RefSeq, a predicted model, not a curated record